AGCCAAAGACAUCGGCUCUGUCAUGUGAUCAGCUGUGUCCAAUCACAGCUAAUCGCAUGUAAAUAAGGAAAUGCCGGUUAUCGCAAUUUCUCUCCUCAGUAAUCGGCAUUCCUCAGAGGGGACAUGUACACAGAUCAUCAAGGCACUGAUGAUCACCCCAGCAGUGCCUCCUGUCAGUGCCCAUCAAUGCCACCUGCCAGUGCCCAUCAGUGCCACAUCAAUGCCACAUAUUAGUACCUACCAGUGCACAUCAAUGCCAUAUAUCAGUGCCCAUCUGAGCUGCCUUUCAGUGCCAUCUAUCACUUUCAGUCAGUGCCACCUAUCAGUGCCAGUCCAUGCUGCCUAUCAGUGCAAGUCAGUUCCACCCAACAGUGCCAGUCAGUGACACCUAUCAGUGCCAUAUAUGAGUGCUGCCUUUCAUUGCCCAUUAGUGAUGCCUGUCAAUGCCCAUCAGUGCCACCUACCAGUACCUCCUCAUCAGUG
This is a messenger RNA of Staurois parvus, 483 nucleotides long. The record is from the annotation of a GenBank genome assembly. NCBI's taxonomy places the organism in Eukaryota, Metazoa, Chordata, Amphibia, Anura, Ranidae.